AUGGGGCACUGUCGUCUCUGCCACGGGAAGUUCUCGUCCAGGAGUCUCCGCAGCAUCUCUAAUAGGGGAUCUGGGGAAAGUGUGGGAAGAGCACCCCCGGGGGAGCGUGUUUUCAUUAGGGACUUCCAGCGCCUGCUGGGGGUGCCCAUUCUCCAGGACCCAGCCUUGUCACCCUUCGUCUGCAAGAAUUGUCAUGCUCAGUUCUACCAGUGCCACAGCCUCCUCAGCUCCUUCCUGCAGAGAGUCAAUGCCUCCCCCACGCGCCGCCAGAAGCCUUGCACAAAGGUCGGGACCCACCCCCAGACUGCUGUGGAGGGGGCAUGUCCAGCAGACUUGGUUACGUGGAGCCCCCGGUGCCUGCAGGCUCUGGUCGGGUGGGUGCAUGGGCACGCAGCUGGCUGUGGGGCCCUUCCCAGCCUGCAAAGGACGCUUUCCUCUGAGUACUAUGGCGUCAUCCAGGCCGUGUGGGGCUGCAGCCAGGGCCACGACUACGUCAUGGACACGGACUCCGCCUGUGGGGCCCUUGUGCUGGACAGCACUCUGGCGGUCAAGUGGGAAUGGGACAAGGAGACAGGCCCGCGACUCACCCCCAGUCACGGGCCUAAUCCUGCUGGAGCUGCCCCUCAGCACUCCCAGGGCAGAGGGACCACGGCCGAGGCUGGGACAGAAGCAGUGCCUAGCAUGGAUGCGGCCCAGCCUCCUUUGGAUGGCAGUCCUGUGGGGCCUGGGCAGAGCCUCCCGCCCCAGCCAAGCUCACCCCCCGGUGGGGCUCCAGGGCAGUCGGGUGAGAAGCAGGUUCCAUCUCCAGCCUCGGAUGACCGGGUAAAAGACGAGUUCAGUGACCUUUCUGAGGGAGACUUCCUGAGUGGCGACGAGCAUGACAAGAAGCAGAAUGCACCGUCGUCUGAUGAGUCCUUUGAGCCGUACCCGGAGAAGAAGGUGUCAGGUAGGAAGUGUGAAGGUAAAGAGGCCAAACAUUCUGAAGAACCAAAACCUCGAAAGAAACCAGGGCCCAAACCAGGCUGGAAAAAGAAACUCCGGUGUGAAAGGGAGGAGCUGCCCACCAUCUACAAGUGUCCUUACCAGGGCUGCACAGCUGUGUACAGGGGUGCUGACGGCAUGAAGAAGCAUAUCAAGGAGCACCAUGAGGAGGUCCGUGAGAGGCCCUGCCCACAUCCUGGCUGCAACAAGGUGUUCAUGAUUGACCGCUACCUGCAGCGCCACGUGAAGCUCAUCCACACAGAGGUGCGGAACUACAUAUGUGAUGAGUGCGGGCAGACCUUCAAGCAGCGCAAACACCUCCUUGUGCACCAGAUGCGUCACUCGGGAGCCAAGCCCCUGCAGUGUGAAGUCUGUGGGUUCCAGUGCAGGCAGCGAGCCUCCCUCAAGUACCACAUGACCAAGCACAAGGCUGAGACUGAGCUAGACUUCGCCUGUGACCAGUGUGGCCGGCGCUUUGAGAAGGCCCACAAUCUGAAUGUCCACAUGUCCAUGGUGCACCCUCUGACACAGACCCAGGACAAAGCCAGGCCCCUGGAGACAGAGCCCCCCGGGCUACCAGGUUCCCUGGGGAGAGGGGAAGGUCAGGCCGUGAAGCCCGAGCCCACCUGA
Orycteropus afer afer is the source of this 1611-nucleotide messenger RNA. RefSeq names its product zinc finger protein 276 (gene ZNF276). The record is from RefSeq and is a predicted model, not a curated record. Bases 1 to 1611 code for a protein of 536 amino acids. Gene Ontology annotation, biological process: regulation of transcription by RNA polymerase II. Gene Ontology annotation, cellular component: chromosome; kinetochore; nucleus. The transcript is spliced from 10 exons. Gene Ontology annotation, molecular function: chromatin insulator sequence binding; zinc ion binding. NCBI's taxonomy places the organism in Eukaryota, Metazoa, Chordata, Mammalia, Tubulidentata, Orycteropodidae.